Messenger RNA from Pararge aegeria (speckled wood butterfly), 1937 nucleotides. RefSeq names its product aarF domain-containing kinase 1 (gene Adck1). The transcript has 6 exons. NCBI's taxonomy places the organism in Eukaryota, Metazoa, Arthropoda, Insecta, Lepidoptera, Nymphalidae. Gene Ontology annotation, cellular component: mitochondrial inner membrane. Bases 124 to 1668 code for a protein of 514 amino acids. Gene Ontology annotation, biological process: protein phosphorylation; mitochondrion organization; lipid homeostasis. The record is from RefSeq and is a predicted model, not a curated record. Gene Ontology annotation, molecular function: ATP binding; protein kinase activity.
AAAUGUGUUGUUGAACUUUGCUGGAGUUAGAAUACCGCUCAAGUCUCAACUUUUGAAUAAAUGUUAGGUUUAAAUAACAUGUACCACUAUAUUCUGAGAUAAAGAUUUUACAUCGGUGUAACUAUGAUGUCAAGAAAUUUAAGUAGAAUACUAAAAUUUUCGCUAUUUGGUGGCGUGACCAUAGGAAGUGGUUUUGUGGCUCUAAAAUAUCAUGAUGCCGAUUCCUUGGCCAUAGUGAGACUCAGCAGAACUGCUUACACUGCGGUUGAUAUAGGCAGGACUUACCAGUCUAUGUUGUAUAGCAAAGAGUGGGAUAAAAGUUCCAAGGAGUAUUUGACACUCAAAAGUGAAGCUCACCAAAUUGGGGCAGAGAAACUGCUUAAAUUAUGCAAAGCCAACAAAGGUGUGUACAUAAAGGUUGGACAACAUGUUGGAGCUCUUGACUACUUGCUGCCUAAUGAGUAUGUGCAGACAAUGCGUAUUUUACACAAGGAUGCUCCCAAGAAUACUGUUGAAGAGCUGUAUGAUGUUAUAAGGCAGGAUCUGAAACAAGAUCCAGAAGAAUUAUUUGAUGAAUUUGACCCUGAACCAUUAGGCACUGCCUCCCUUGCACAAGUUCACAGAGCUAAGUUAAAAGAUGGAUCUGAAGUAGCAGUUAAAGUACAACAUCAUUUUGUGAGGAAAAAUACCAAUUUUGACUUAAAAUGGAUGGAGUUCAUCAUAAAUACUAUGACAAGAGUGUUCCCCGAUUUCCAAAUGCAAUGGCUCAUUGAAGAGACCAAAAAGAACAUUGCAAAAGAAUUGGACUUUCUGCAAGAAGGUAAAAAUGCUGAGAAGGUUGCAGAGAUGUUCAAAAACUACACAUGGCUCAAAGUGCCCAAGAUUUAUUGGAAUUAUAGUACAGAAAGGGUGCUAGUGAUGGAAUAUGUCAAUGGAGGACAGGUCAAUGAUGUUAAUUAUAUUGAUAAACACAAAAUAAGCAGGCCUGACUUAUGUACAAAGUUAGGAGAUCUGUACUCGCACAUGAUAUUUGUGACUGGUUUUGUGCAUAGUGAUCCCCAUCCUGGCAAUAUCUUAGUAAAAAAGGAUCCUCAGGACAAAGAUGUCACUGUUUAUCUAUUGGACCAUGGUUUGUAUGCACAACUAUCAGAGAAGUUCCGAUACCACUAUUCAAAACUUUGGCUGUCAAUAAUAGCAAGGGAUAAAGACCAAAUGCGGGACCAUGCAGAGCAAUUAGGCAUAGAGAAUCAUCUGUAUGGAUUGUUCGCUUGUAUGGUAACAGGUAGACCAUGGGAUGUCAUAGAAAAAGGAAUAGAUAGAACCAAGCCAUCAUCUGUGGAGAAAUCUACGUUCCAAAACGAGCUACCAAAUUUCUUGCACUACGUGACCCAUUGUUUAGAGCAUGUCGACCGACAAGCGUUGCUCGUUCUAAAGACUAACGACCUGAUCCGCAGCAUAGAAUACGCCUUGGGAAUGCAGGAGAGAAUGUGUGGAUUCAUGGUGAUGUCCAAAUGUUGUACCGAGAGCAUAUAUAAACUUGAAUUUAAGAAAGAGAGGUCACUACUAAAAAGGCAGUUUCUGAACACAAAAUACGUAUGGUCACUGUUUGUGCUAUACAUUUACGGGAUAUAUUUGUCAUUGAGGAUGAAGUUCAACAUUUCUAGCUGAGAAUAGUGUAUUCAGAGUCGGUAAUAUGUAUAGAGUUUAAAAAUCAACAUAAUGUAAAUUGUUAUUACGAUUUUAAGAUGUGUAAAUAUUAUUGACACUGACUGUAAAACUAUUUUUAUAUGUGCUCCGUGUUAACCAAAAAUAUUUAUUAAGCUUAUGAUGCUUUAGAAAUGUAAUAUACUAUCAUGGAAUAGCUGUCAUUUGUAAGUCAAUUUUAGUUGUGAAUAUUAUUUUUCUAUAAUAUAUCAAUUAUUAUGCUGAGAGACAGA